AUGACGUAUGCAGCACGCUGUCCUCAGUAAACUCUCCUCUCCGUCAAGCUCGCGCACAAGUAAACUUUGAACAGAAGUUGCUAGAUCUACUCGCGAUGCUUUCCGCUGACAAACCCAGAGGAGAUUUCACCGCAGAAUAAGACGGUCUGGAGGAUUGUUUGAGAUCUGCCGCGGAAUAAAUCUUCAGCAGCUGCUGGUGAUGUGGGCUGUGUGCGCGCUCGUGGUGCUGUGCGUCCCCGCGGAUGUGCGCGCGCUCAACUGCAGCGUGGUGAAAGACGCGUACCGCGCGCUGGGUUUCAGUCCAGAUGAUGUGCCCGCGGAGCAGACCUCAGGUGAGGAUCUGCAUGUUUGUGCUCCUCUGGAAACCUGCUGUAACUCUCAGAUGGAGGAAAGUUUCAGUCACAGAAGCUCUCGGGACUUCCAGAAGCUCAUGGACGACGCCAGUGAGGAGCUCAGAGACACAUUUAUGAGCGGACAUAAAAGGUUUGAUGAUUUCUUCCUGGAGCUGCUGGAGAGCACUGAGCGCUCUCUGAACGAGAUGUUUGUACGCACUUACGGUAAACCGUACCUGCAGAACGCCGAGGUUUUCCAGAGUCUGUUCUCAGAACUACGACGUUUUUACACCGGCGGAAACGUCAACCUGGAGGAGAUGCUGAAGGACUUCUGGACGCGAUUAUUAGAGCGCAUGUUUCAGCUGCUCAACUCUCAGUUUCAGAUCACGGACGAAUAUCUGGAGUGCAUUGGUAAAUACACGGAGCAGCUGCGGCCGUUCGGAGAUGUGCCUAAAAAGCUGAAAUCGCAGGUGACUCGAGCGUUUAUUGCCGCGCGCACAUUCGUACAGGGACUCGUGGUCGGACGGGACAUCGCUAACAGAGUCACUCAGGUCAACAUGAGCUCGUCGUGUGUCAGUGGUUUUACGAAGAUGCUCUACUGCUCGUAUUGUCAGGGUUUGUUCACACUGAAGCCCUGCAGAAACUACUGUCUGAACGUCAUGAAGGGCUGCUUUGCAAACCAGGCCGAUCUCAACAGUGAAUGGAGCAAAUAUAUCGAUGCACUGCUGCUGCUGACAGAGCGUCUGGAGGGCCCGUUUAACAUUGAGUCUGUGAUGGAGCCCAUCGACGUGAAGAUCUCAGAGGCCAUCAUGAACAUGCAGGAGAACAGCAUGCAGCUCUCUUAUCAGGUUUUUCAAGGUUGUGGGCAGCCAGAGCCAGCAGGAAUGACCCGCUCGGCCCGCGGCGUCCAUGACUCCUUCAGUGGACGCUUCAAGCCCUACGAGGAGCUGCCGACUGUGGCCUCUGGAGCGCCACUGCACCGCCUGGUGUCUGAGAUGAAGGAGAAGCUGAAGCGAUUCCGGCUGUUCUGGCUUUCUCUGCCGCUGGUUUUCUGUCAGGAUGAACAGAUUUCAGUAGAUGGAGAAACUGAGGAUCAGCAGUGCUGGAAUGGACAUCACAGCGGCAGAUACACUGCUGAGGUCCAGAAGGAUGGCCUGGCUCAUCAGGCCAGUAACCCGGAGGUCAGUGUUGAUGUUUCCAGACCAGAUUCCCUGAUCCGUCAGCAGAUCCUGGCUCUCAGAAUCAUGAGCAACAAGCUGAAAAACGCUUAUGACGGACACGACAUCAACUUCCAGGACUCCAAUGAGGAAAGCAGUGGUUCCGGCAGUGGCAGCGGCUGCAUGGAGUCGUGUGUUACAGACUCAGAUUCCUCCAUCACACACACUCCCGUCCCCAAAGCAGAAACUACAGAUGAAGCGGCGGCGGUGGCAGAUUCUGCUUCAGCUCUGGAGAUCUACACACUCACACUGAUGCUGACACUGAGCCUGACCUGCAGAUAGUGAACGCUCACACACACAUACUGAACACUGGAGAUAUACACUCCUCCAGAAACACACACCACCAGCCACCGUAAGAAACUCUUCAAAAGAGUCGAGAGUUUUACAGUAAAAGGGUUUUGCAUUUACAGUACAGCAGACUUCAGUUCACUUACAGUACUGUAGAUCAUAGCUGAAGACUAAAUUAUUCACCAUCCUGUGAAAUUUAAAACCUUUUUUAAAAAUUUCCCAAGU
Messenger RNA from Danio aesculapii, 2062 nucleotides. It is a transcript of the gene gpc6b, whose product is annotated as glypican 6b. Gene Ontology annotation, cellular component: cell surface; synapse; extracellular region. Gene Ontology annotation, biological process: regulation of protein localization to membrane; regulation of signal transduction; cell migration. The record is from RefSeq and is a predicted model, not a curated record. NCBI's taxonomy places the organism in Eukaryota, Metazoa, Chordata, Actinopteri, Cypriniformes, Danionidae. The transcript is spliced from 9 exons. The coding region runs from base 200 to 1831 and encodes 543 amino acids.